AUGGCGGCAGCUCGUCGCGGCGGUGGUCCUCAGAUCCAACCACCGACUGAAGACUUCUCCAGCCCCUACUAUCUUCAUCCAAGUGAUAAUCCCGACCUUCAGUUGGUGUCUCAACCUCUCAAUGGCUCCAAUUACAUCAAUUGGAGCCGAUCGAUGUCCACUGCUCUUUUAGCUAAGAAUAAAAUUCUUUUUGUCAAUGGAGUUUUACUGAAGCCUACUGAGGAUGAUCUGCUAUAUGCGGCGUGGAUUAGAUGCAAUAGCAUGGUAGUUUCUUGGAUUAUGAACUCCUUAUCACCUCAGAUUUGCUCUAGCAUCAUGUAUCUAGAUGAUGCGAAGGAGAUCUGGUCAGAUCUACGUGACAGCUUUUCUCAAUGUGAUUUUGCUCGUGUGUAUCAGCUCAAGCAGAAAAUUAUGUCUCUUGUUCAAGGAGAUGAUGAUAUCAACUGCUAUUUUACUAAUCUACGAAUAAGUUGGGAUGAGUAUAAACACACUCAACCUAUCUCAUGCUCAUGCUCUCCUAUUGGCAAUGCCUCUGUUCAGUUGCCAAAUGGAGCAACUGUUUCUAUUACACAUAUUGGAAUAGAAGCUUCUCGGGGCAUUGUGAUUGGGAGGGGUAGAAGAUUUGGAAACUUAUACACUCUAGAUGUCAGUUCUGAGAGCAAUGACAAUCAAGGUUCUACCAAAUCUUUAUCCUCUUUAUCUGUUUCUCAGUCUGUUAAUGCCAAUUCUGUGGUUCAUAUUGAUGUGUGGCAUAAGAGGUUAGGGCAUUUAUAUUUUAGCAAGUUGAAAUCCAUGUCUGAAACUCUUCCUUUCUCAAAUAAAAACCAUUCAUUGUGUGAUAUAUGUCCUCUUGCUAAACAACAACACUUGCCUUUCAAUUUGUCUGAAUCUGUUGCUAAUGAGCCCUUUGAUCUCAUCCACUGUGAUGUGUGGGGCCCUUUCCUUCCAAAUACAAAUCAUGGAUAUAAAUACUUCCUCACCAUUAUUGAUGAUACCUCAAGAUUUGUAUGGACUUUCCUUAUGCAAAACAAAUCUGAUGUCCAAGCCAUUCUUGUUCAGUUUUUCAACACUGUCCUUACUCAGUUCACCAGAAAAAUAAAAACUGUCAGAUUUGAUAAUGUACCUUAA
This is a messenger RNA of Salvia splendens (bonfire salvia), 1128 nucleotides long. RefSeq lists its product as uncharacterized. The transcript has 3 exons. NCBI's taxonomy places the organism in Eukaryota, Viridiplantae, Streptophyta, Magnoliopsida, Lamiales, Lamiaceae. Gene Ontology annotation, molecular function: nucleic acid binding. The coding region runs from base 1 to 1128 and encodes 375 amino acids. The record is from RefSeq and is a predicted model, not a curated record. Gene Ontology annotation, biological process: DNA integration.